CUUUUGAGUGACAGGUUUAGAGUUUGAAGCUUCGAAGGAAAGAAAGUGGCCAAAGCGACCUACGUGCGCCGUCAUUCCAUUGCGCCGGAAAACGUCAAAACAUCAGAAGGAGGCGUUGUCCUCCACCCAAAUUUAUGCAAACUGUCAACAACCCAAUUGAAUGUACUGUAAUAUCGUCGUGCAAAAGGAAUUGUUGCAUACUGCUACGCAUUGAAGUCGAGAUAGAAACAUAGGUGGCAAUACACCAACGUCCACGUGAUGGAGACAGAUGGGGACCAAAAUCAGGGCUCUACCAAUGGAACCACUCCAUCAGGAGUGAACUCCCGCCCCUCUCCAAUGAACUCCAUGUCCCUGUACGAGAGACAGGCUGUGCAGGCCCUUCAGGCGCUGCAGAGGCAGCCCAAUGCAGCGCAGUACUUCCAGCAGCUAAUGCUGCAGCAACAGAUCAACAGUGCCCAGCUACAAAACCUGGCUGCAGUACAACAGGCGACCUUUGCUGCCAGUCGCCAGUCCAGCCCUGCCACCAACAGCACCUCUCAGACCACCAGCACGACAGUCACAUCUGUGAACGUAACCACUUCUGGGGGAGGGGCCAUAAACAGCACCCGCGCUAUAGGCCCAGGCUCUUCCGGGACAUCCACCAUAAGCCAAUCAGUGCUGCUGGGUGGGAGUGCAGCAGGACAGGGACAGAUGUAUCUGAGAGUGAACCGGUCUCUGAGGGCUCCCCUCUCCUCACAACUCAUCUUUAUGCCUGGUAGCACGACAACCGCUGCCAUGGCAACGGUCACCCAGCAGCCACAGACUCAGCAGCAGCAACAACAGGAAGUUACACCUACUUCCUCCAGCAACCAAUCAGACAAUGACCAGGUGCAGAACCUGGCUUUGCGAUGUGUCGGCAGUCCCAAGGGAGUCGGGGUCAAGACUGAAACCCCAGAGAGGGGUGAAAUAGCAACCUACUCCCUUAUACAGUCAUCUCACCAGCAGUUCAACCAGUCCACUCAGCAGUCUCCCACUAAACCAACCCAACUGCAACAGUCCCACAUCAAGAUCCCCACCUACAUCCAGAGCUCCAACGCUAACCUCUCCUCUCUCAACCUCAAGACGGGCAACCACCACUCUAACACCCCCUCCUCACCCUCCACCUCUGUCCCACUCUCACAGCUCCUCCUUUCCGGACCCAACUUUGGCCGGGGCGGGGCUAUCACCACGGUGAACUCGGCCGCCGCGGCGACGCACAUUCUGGUGCCCACCUCCAGUGCACCCACUCAGUCCCACAGUUACCAGAUGGGUGCUGCCACCAUCAAGCCCAAUGUUAGUACUCAAACGCUGGUGGUUCAGCCUCUGCAGAAAAGCACUAUUAACGACAAGGGAGGCCAUGGGAACGGUCCCAUUCCAAUCCAGCCCAAAACUCAACAGGGUCUCCGUAUGCCACUGCAACUGCCCUCCCGCAACCCACCUCCCAUCCUCCCCGCGCCCCCCGCAAACAACCAGACUAGUGCCGCCCAGCCUCCGCCGCACAUCCCAGUCCAGAUAGUAGGGGCCAGGCCAAGCUCCAUAGGAAACCCCCAGGCUUUGGCCUUGGUCCAGGCCCGGAACGCCUGUUCCCAGGACGGAGCUACCCUUCUAAAUAGCUCCAACAGCGCCAGCCUCCUCACCAUGGUGGCCUCCAUUGCAUCCAGAGAGAGAGGGGGUUUAGGCAAAGGGGUGGGUCUAAAAAGCCUUCAAUCAGCCCAGGAAGCCCUCUCAUUGGCCCAUGUUUCUCACGUGCAAGCACAAGCCAAUCAGAGUCCUAGGCUGAAUCCAAAUCAAAAUUGCACCUUGGCCACCAGCAUCUCCUCUCAGUCCCAGGCCGCCAUCUCUCCUCCCACCCUCUCCCGUUCCUCCCUCACUCUACCCCUGCCGUUGGUUGAGGCGAGCAGUGCAUCCACUGUAGUGGCUGCCAAUGGAGAGUCUGUGUGUCCUCAGCCUCCCCAGGGUAAGUCGAUGAAGAGGAAAUCCGAGUCAGAUGCAGCCAAUGAGGAAGAUGGUCCCCCCCCUCCCCACCUUGUUCCUCUGAGUGAACACUCCCCUGCUCUCUCCUCCUCCGCCAUGGAAGCAGGCACUGGUCCACCUUCUCCCUCCCCUGUUCCCUCUCCUUCCCCUGCCCUCUCAGUGUCCCGUGUGGGGGGUGGCCAGGGGGAGAGAGCCCCCCCUCCACAGGCUGUGGUCAAACCCCACGUCCUCACCCACCUCAUAGAGGGCUUCGUCAUCCAGGAGGGAGCUGAACCCUUCCCUGUGAGUGGGCCAGUGAAAGAGCCAGCUGGAGAAGAUUUGGCAAUGGACAAUCCAGACGCCAGUCAGCCUGAGACUGUGAAUACAGCUACAGUGCUGAAGUGUGAGUACUGCAAAAGCUUCGCCCCAGCCAGACAGUUUAGAGGGACCAAGCGCUUCUGCUCCUUGACCUGUUCCAAGAGGUAUAACGUGAGCUGCAGCCAGCACUUCCGCCUGCGACAGGGGCUUCACCUCACCCACUCUGACGAGGACGGAGUCCUGAGGAGGAGGGUUCCCCACAGGACCAGCUCCGAGAUCGCCAGUGCCAAAAUAGCCGGGAGACCCUUACCAGUCAAGUGCCGCUCCGAGUCCAGCCGUUCGGACGACAUCUCCAGUUGCGAGGAGGAAGAAGACGACCCCAUGUCCUUCUCCCCGGCCUCCUCCUCUUCCUGUCAUCAGCCUCCCCCCACACUCCGAUUGGAGGGCUCACCGGCGCCCCACUUCCUGCCCGGCAGCCCUGCCCAGUGGAGUGUGGAGGAAGUGUCUCAGUUCAUAUCAUCUCUGCAAGACUGUGAGGAGCUGGCGGCCCAUUUCCUGUCCCAGGAGAUUGAUGGACAGGCCCUGCUGCUGCUCAGAGAGGAGCAUCUCAUGUCCACCAUGAACAUCAAGCUCGGUCCCGCCCUCAAGAUCUGUGCCCACAUCAACAACCUGAAAGACUGAGAGGAAGGAUGAAAGGAGCAAAGGAGGGAUUUUGAAAUACUCCCCCCAAAAUAAAAGGAGAGAAAGAAGGGCUGGAGAGAGAGAGAGAAGAGGUGACAAUAUGGCCAUUGAAAUACUUUUUAGCUGUGUUAAGUGGGGUCCCUGUUGAUUUUAUUAUACACCAUAUGUACAAAAGUAUGUGGACAUCACUUCAAAUUAGUUGAUUUGGCUAUUUCAGCCACACCUGUUGCUGACAGGUGUAUAAAAUCGAGUACACAGCCAUGCAAUCUCCAUUGCCUAACAUUGUCAGUAAA
Messenger RNA from Oncorhynchus gorbuscha (pink salmon), 3263 nucleotides. Its product is annotated as polyhomeotic-like protein 1. Lineage: Eukaryota; Metazoa; Chordata; Actinopteri; Salmoniformes; Salmonidae. Bases 259 to 2970 code for a protein of 903 amino acids. The record is from RefSeq and is a predicted model, not a curated record. The transcript is spliced from 16 exons. Gene Ontology annotation, molecular function: protein binding; zinc ion binding. Gene Ontology annotation, cellular component: nucleus; PRC1 complex.